Pangasianodon hypophthalmus (striped catfish) is the source of this 4009-nucleotide messenger RNA. RefSeq names its product melatonin receptor 1C (gene mtnr1c). The record is from RefSeq and is a predicted model, not a curated record. Bases 562 to 1605 code for a protein of 347 amino acids. Gene Ontology annotation, molecular function: melatonin receptor activity. Gene Ontology annotation, cellular component: membrane. The transcript has 2 exons. Lineage: Eukaryota; Metazoa; Chordata; Actinopteri; Siluriformes; Pangasiidae. Gene Ontology annotation, biological process: G protein-coupled receptor signaling pathway.
CAGAAAGUUUACAGAUUACUGCAAAUAUCACAGCUGAUGAAAACCAUUAAACCAGAGCUUAGUACCACAUCAGAGACCAUUAGACUCUUGCAGAAGAUUUCAUUUUAUCAUAUUAUAUUAAUAUAUAUUAUGACUGUUAUGAACAUUAUCAGCUCAUUUUAGUUUUUUUCAGAAAUCAGGACUAUUAUAAAACUUCUACAGAGAGUGUUUCAUCAACAACAGCAUACUCUUGCACUCUUAUAUCUCUGUUAUUGCCACUCCACUCUCCCUAGAUCCUAAUUUACUCCCAAUGAUUCUAUACUAAGCAGUAGGAUCGUGGGUUAUUACGUCAUCACCACUGCUGGCGCUCACGGGUCGCCAUGGCAACGUCCCCAAAGCGCGCAGCAUACUAGACUAUAGUAAGUAAAUGUAGUACGCAGGUAUUUUUGGGGGGGAAAUCCUAAUAAAUCCCAAAUAAAGCACCCUAGCGUACUCAGUAGCCUAGUAGGCUGUAUGUGGAAUCAGUAACAGGUCGCUUUGGCCACCUUGACGCAUUAGUAGGCUGGAGUAGUGCGCGGAAGCAUGGCGCUGGAGGUGAACGCGAGCUGCGCGGAGUGCGCGUCCCCGCCGCCGGACACAGGCCAGCACUCCGCCGCUGUGGCUGCAACUCUGGCCGCCAUCCUCAUCUUCACCAUCGUGGCUGAUGUGCUGGGAAACGCGCUGGUCAUCCUGUCCGUCUACCGCAACAAGAAGCUCAGGAACGCAGGUAAUAUCUUUGUGGUGAGCCUUUCUGUGGCUGACCUGGUGGUGGCGCUGUACCCGUACCCCCUGGCCCUGCUGGCCAUCUUCCACGGUGGUUGGACGCUGGAUGCAGUACAGUGCCAGCUGAGCGGCUUCGUUCUGGGCCUUGGUGUCAUUGGCUCUGUCUUCAACAUCACAGCCAUUGCCAUCAAUCGCUACUGCUACAUCUGCAACACGCUGUACUACGAGCGCUACUACACACAUCGCAACACUUGUCUGUGCGUGAGUCUUACGUGGCUCCUGAGUGCCGUCGCAACGCUGCCCAACUUCCUGCUCGGUUCGCUGACCUACGACCACCGGGUCUUCUCCUGCACGUUUACGCAGACCGUCAGCUCUUCAUACACGGCGUGCGUGGUGCUGGUCCACUUCCUGAUCCCACUAGCCGUCGUGUCCUUCUGUUACCUGCGUAUCUGGAUGCUGGUGAUCAGGGUCAAAGGUCGUGUGCGGCCCAGACCCUGGGCACGGGCCGCUGACCUGCGCCACUUUCUAACCAUGUUUGUGGUGUUUGUGCUUUUCGCUGUGUGCUGGGCGCCGCUGAACUUCAUUGGCCUGGCUGUGGCGCUGGACCCAGUCAACAUGGCACCUAAGGUCCCUGAGUGGCUCUUUGUGGCCAGCUACUUCCUGGCGUACUUCAACAGCUGCCUGAACGCUGCUGUCUAUGGCCUCCUUAACCAGAACUUCCGCCGCGAGUACAAGCAGAUCUUCCUCUCACUUUGCACACCCCGAGCUCUGUUCCCCAAUAACUCCCGAUGCAACACUGAGGCCAUUAGAAGCAAGCAAUCCCCUGCUGUGACCAACAACAUCCUGGUGGAGGCUCACCUGUGAGGGGGUGGAGCUUAACUGUAUGAAUACCUUGUAUGAAAAUGGGUGAAAUUGUUAUUAGCAAGAAUUUGGUGGACGUUUAAAGACGACAGACACAGGUGUCUCUAAAGACUAUAGACUUCAAGUUUACAUCUCCAUCUAAGCAAUCACCUGUUCCAGUAUCAACCUGCUGGAUGCUCACAUUUUGAGACGGUGCUAAAUAUAAGCGAGUGGAGUGGCUUAACUGCACAACGGUAUGUGAAAUGGGUUGGAAUUUGGUGGUCCUUUGGCAAGCGCUUGAAGUAAAGACUGUAAAUGGAGACUACAGGUUGACAUUUCCAAGCAAAGCAACCAAAGAGCUACUCAGACCAAUCAUAAGCAGUGUACAAACUAGCUCUUCUUUCUGAGCUCUGUUCUUCAACAGCUUCCAAUGCAACAUCGUGGUCUAUAAACACACUAGUUACCAGCAGCAGCAACAAACUGGUGGAGGCUGGCCUGUAAGGGGGUAGCCUAAAUGUUAAUAAAAGGAAGGGCUUGACUGCACACGUGUAUGAAAAUGGGUAAAGAUUUUGGUGGAUGUUUAAAGAUGAUGGACCUAAGUGUCUUUAAAGUCUGCUCCUAUAGACUUUAAUAACAGUCUGGUGGAUGCUUAUCUUUUGGGGUGGUGCUAAGUGAGGAGAAGGGCUUACCUGCACAACAAUAUGCAAAACAGCCGCUUGAAGUAAGACCAAAGACCCAGGUGUCUCUAAAGACUCUGACCUGAGAGUGCAGGUUUACAUUUUCAAUCCAAGCAACCAAAAAACUAGCAUAUGAUCAGACAUGCUAGUGUCUACAUCACAUAAAUGACUUAGACAACUAAAAAGUUUCAUACAAUACAGCACAUCCUGUAUUCUGCAUGAACCGUGUUCUCCAGUAGAUCCUGAUGCAACACCUUGGUCUAUAAAUGCAAUAAAAAAAGAAACCCAACCAAACAACCAAACAACUAACCAACCAACAAGAUCAACAAGAACAUAACCAGGAUAAAACCAAAGCCAGAGCAAACAACUGACCAUCUCCAACCUGAUGGAGGCUCACCUAUAGUUGUGAUACCUAUAGGAACACCUAUAAGAGUUUGACUGCACAACUUUUUGAAUAUUAGAGAAGUUAAAUUUAGCAUGAUUACAUCUUCCUCAGCCUAAAAGCCUAGCACAGGCUCACCUUUGGGUGUAGGGCUAAAUAUCAGGGGUAUGACGGUAUGUAAAAUGGAGGACAUGUGGUAUAAAAUUGGUGAUAUUCUGAGGACAUUUGGUGGAUUCUGAUAGUAAGAUCCCAGACACAACUAUCACCAAAAUCUGUUAUCACAAUUCAAGUAAAAAUCCUCCUAAUAUUUCAAACACACACAACCAAAGUAUUAGCGUACAAAACAACCCAAAAGUCCUGGCUAAUUGUCUCAUCAUAGUCUUUAAGGACCAGAGUUUACACCAAACAUGUCUAGUUUUCCAGAUCUAAUGCUAAUCCAGAUGCAGUCCAGACCAAAAAGAAGCUAAAUUACAAGACUGAAGAAUGUCAGAAGGUAUUUUUCCAGCUCUUGCGAACUUUGGCGCAGGAUGAUAAUUAGCUAGAAUCAGGUCCUUAUCUUUUUCUUAUCUUCUGCAUGGAACAUCUUCAGUAUUCCAUGUUUCUCAAACCUCAGUCCUUGAGGGUGAAAACACUCCACAAUUUAUUAUUUUCUUUUUCCAACCAGUGCCUCUUCUCACCUUUGAGCUGUAUGCUAAAUUUUGUUAGGUCUGUCUGCUAGUUAGCUUCAGUCACUGGCAGCAUUUGAUAGCUAGCUAGUUAUCAAGUAAAUGUUGAGAAAUGACUGUUAAAAUUUUUUUUAAGCCAAACAUAUUGUGACAUUUAAACAUAUCUUUUGCAUACUGAUGGCUCAUGUGAGUUAUAUGUAGCAGUGUUCUCUCACUAUCUGACGCUAACAUUAGCAGUUGUGCUAGUUUGGGUCAUCUGAGGCUGCUGUUCCUCAGGCCACAUUCGAGAGAUGGAGGUUAGUUUGGAUCUUCGGGCUUCAGGGGAAGUUUUGAUUAUCAGAUCAGGAUAAAAAAAAAAAAUAAGGAAAUGAGGGUGUUGUUCAGACUUUUCCAAAAUAUCUCACAGCUUUACUCAGCAACUAAAGAGGUCGAAGACUGAUUCUCUCAAGACAAACUGACUGUUGCUCUUGUGAGGAAAACGUAAAACUAGCCAGAUUUUUAGGAUUAUAAACUGAUAACUGAUGAUAUAAUGCUGUUGGUCAGUUUUAUAAUAUCAACUCCAACACUUUGCUCUCUUUAUGAAAGCUCAUGAAGGUUUUAUUCAUCACAGAAUCGAUGUUUCAAUAAUGUUUUUGUAUUUACAUGCUUAUUUUAUGUUGAAAUUAUUAUUAUUUUUUAUUAUUAAACUCAUGUAUGAAAUUGUA